AUGGAGCAAACAUGCGCGACCAAUUAUCCAGUGACAUUCAAGCCUAGUAACUUAUCAUCCACAGCAUGUCCAGAGUACUUUCGGUGGAUCCAUGAAGAUCUACGGCUCUGGAAGAGUACAGGAAUCUCAAGGGCCAUGGUGGAAAGAGCUAAAGAUUAUGCUCAUUUUAGAUUAGUGAUUGUUGAUGGCAAGGUUUAUGCGGAGAAGUAUAAGAAGGCAUUUCAUACAAGAGAUGUGUUUACAAUAUGGGGUAUUUUGCAGCUGCUAAGGUUGUACCCUGGAAAGGUACCAGACUUGGAACUGAUGUUUUCGUGUGAUGACAGGCCUGUGAUCCUGAAAAAGACUACCAAGGCACAAACGCCACUUCAACACCAUCAAUAUUUCAAUAUUGUGGGCAUGAGGAUGCGAUGGGCAUUGGCAGAGACUAAGGAUUGGCGUGCAGAAAGUGAGCAAGGAUAUAAAAAUUCAAAAUUGGAGGACCAAUGUACACACAGUAGAUACAAAAUUUAUAUAGAAGGAAGAGGAUGGUCAGUGAGUGAGAAGUACAUAUUGGCAUGCGAUUCCAUGACUUUGUUCAUAAAACCUGAGUACUAUGGUUUCUUCAUCAGAAGCAUGGUACCAUUGCAGCAUUACUGGCCAAUUAGUGCCAGAAACAAGUGCAGAGACAUUAAGUUUGCUGUCCAAUGGGGCAACAACCAUACUGAUAAAGCGCAGGCUAUUGGGAGGGCAGGGAGCAAAUUUAUACAAGAAAACCUGAGAAUGGAAUAUGUGUAUGAUUACAUGUUUCAUUUAUUAACAGAAUAUGCAAAGCUCUUGAAAUUCAAACCGAGAAUUCCUGAAGCAGCAGUUGAGGUGUGUUCAGAGACUAUGGCAUGCCCCCAAAGAGGUUUGUGGAAGAAAUUCAUGGAAGAGACUACGGUGAAGUUUCCUAGCGACACACUCCCAUGUACAAUGCCUCCUCCUUAUGAGCCUCGUGCACUUGAAGCUUUUCUUGAGAGAAAGGAGGAUAUUUCGAGGCAAGUGGAGAUGUUUGAAUCCAAAACCUUCCCAGGGAAAUUCGAGUCCCCAAAGCGUUCUUAG
Dovyalis caffra is the source of this 1080-nucleotide messenger RNA. The record is from the annotation of a GenBank genome assembly. Lineage: Eukaryota; Viridiplantae; Streptophyta; Magnoliopsida; Malpighiales; Salicaceae.